AUGGCAGAGACCGCGGCAGGAGGAGGCAGAGACCGCGGCAGGAGGAGGCAGAGACCGCGGCAGGAGGAGGCAGAGACCGCGGCAGGAGGAGGCAGAGACCGCGGCAGGAGGAGGCAGAGACCGCGGCAGGAGGAGGCAGAGACCGCGGCAGGAGGAGGCAGAGACCGCGGCAGGAGGAGGCAGAGACCGCGGCAGGAGGAGGCAGAGACCGCGGCAGGAGGAGGCAGAGACCGCGGCAGGAGGAGGCAGAGACCGCGGCAGGAGGAGGCAGAGACCGCGGCAGGAGGAGGCGGAGACCGCGGCAGGAGGAGGCGGAGACCGCGGCAGGAGGAGGCGGAGACCGCGGCAGGAGGAGGCGGAGACCGCGGCAGGAGGAGGCGGAGACCGCGGCAGGAGGAGGCGGAGACCGCGGCAGGAGGCAGAGACCGCGACAGGAGGCAGAGACCGCGGCAGGAGGCAGAGACCGCGACAGGAGGCGGAGACCGCGGCAGCAGGAGGCAGUAA
Messenger RNA from Procambarus clarkii (red swamp crayfish), 504 nucleotides. Its product is annotated as octapeptide-repeat protein T2-like. Lineage: Eukaryota; Metazoa; Arthropoda; Malacostraca; Decapoda; Cambaridae. The record is from RefSeq and is a predicted model, not a curated record.